GAAAUAAAGCUUUACCAAAGUUUCCUGUUCAAUGCUUUACCAAAGUUUCCUUUGCUUCUCUUUCGUUGUCUUCUUUAUUUUGUCUGAAAAUAUUCCCCAUCUCGUCCGGCUACAUCUCCUCCUGUCAGGUUGAAGGUUAUUAUGUUUUCUGGAUAUAUUCUGAAUAGGGCUUGUGAUCUUUUCGGGUGUUCUGGUAGCAGUGUUUUCUCUGAAAGAUUCCAUUUCAAGUGUCCCCUUGGUUGGUAACAGCUAUGCUACCGACGGGGGCAAAAGAUACUCAACUCCGUGACAGCAACAGUCAAAAAGUCUACCCUCAACCCAUGGAAGAGACCUUGAACCAGAAUCCUGAAGCUGUGGAAGCUCUGAUAUCCAAAGUAUUUACAAACAUCUCCUCCCUCAAGUCUGCUUAUAUUCAGCUCCAAACUGCUCAUACUCCCUAUGACCCUGAAAAAAUCCAAGCUGCUGACAAACUUGUAAUAUCUGAAUUGAAGAAUCUAUCUGAACUAAAGCACUUCUACCGAGAAAACAACCCCAAGCCAGUGUGUGCUUCUCCUCAGGAUUCUCGCUUAGCUGCCGAGAUCCAAGAACAACAGAGCUUGCUGAAAACCUAUGAGGUUAUGGUAAAGAAAUUCCAGUCCGAAAUUCAGAAUAAGGAUUCUGAGAUUCAUCAGUUGCAGCAGCAAAUUGAAGAUGCAAACCAGAAGAGAGUGAAACUGGAAAAGAAUAUAAAACUUAGGGGCUUGUCUAUGAAGGAAUCUGAAGGCUUAGGAGAAGAAAAUGGAUUCUUUCCUGUGGAUUUGACCCCUGAGCUCUUCACAGCCGCUGUUGAAUCUGCUUUCAAAGCAAUUCAUGAUUUUUCAAAACCAUUGAUCAACAUGAUGAAAGCUGCUGGCUGGGACCUUGAUGCUGCCGCUGACUCGAUUGAGCCCAACGUUGUUUAUGCCAAGAGAGCUCACAAAAAAUAUGCAUUUGAGUCCCACAUUUGCCAGAGGAUGUUCAAUGGGUUUCAACAGGAGAAUUUCUCCAUUAAAUUAGAUAAUCUUACUGUCACUAAAGAGAGCUUCUUCCACCAAUAUCUGACAAUGAGGGAGAUGGAUCCGUUGGACAUGUUGGGCCAGAAUCCUGAUUCCAUAUUUGGGGAAUUUUGCAGAAGCAAGUACUUAGUGGUUGUUCAUCCAAAGAUGGAAGCUUCAUUCUUUGGAAAUUUAGACCAGCGAAAUUAUAUAAUGGGUGGUGGGCAUCCUAGGACUCCAUUUUACCAAGCCUUUCUAAAAUUAGCUAAAUCUAUUUGGCUUUUGCACAGGCUAGCUUAUUCGUUGGACCCCAAUGUGAAGGUCUUUCAAGUUAAAGGGGGAAGUGAGUUCUCAGAGGUUUAUAUGGAAAGUGUAGUGAAGAACUUGAUAAUGGAUGAAACUGAUCAGAAACCAAAGGUUGGGCUAAUGGUCAUGCCUGGCUUUUGGAUUGGUGGCAGUGUCAUUCAGAGCCGAGUUUAUCUCUCUGGAAUGAAGGUUAAUGAGUAAUCACCAUCUCUAUGCAAGUCUUUGUUCCAAUACGGCGUAUGUAUUAAUAUAGUGUGCUGUUUUUCUUUGUGAUGUGUUUUUAUUGCUGUACUUUCGAAGUUGUAUUACGACAUAAGGAGCUCUUUAUUUCUAGACCAAGUUUGUCUGUC
Messenger RNA from Durio zibethinus, 1669 nucleotides. Its product is annotated as protein GRAVITROPIC IN THE LIGHT 1-like. NCBI's taxonomy places the organism in Eukaryota, Viridiplantae, Streptophyta, Magnoliopsida, Malvales, Malvaceae. The record is from RefSeq and is a predicted model, not a curated record. Gene Ontology annotation, biological process: negative gravitropism; response to red or far red light.